CAAAACUCCCUUUCCCUCAUUCUCAUUGUGGAGAGAGAAAGAGAGAGGAGACAGGGAGGGAAGGCGUCUGGAGAGAAAGAGGAGGGAGAUUCUAGGGCUCGUGAUUUCUCUGCGAUUGAGGUUGAAUUAGCGGUUCCUCAGAGGAGAUGGAGAGGCCGGCGGCGACAUCGCCGUCGUCGACGAAUUCGUCUGCGUUCGUGAGGUGGGAGGAGGUAUUCGUGUCCAGCGACAGAGGAAGAAGAGAAGUUCAUUAUUAUUUGAAGAGAAAGGACGGCUCUUCGGAUCUGGCUGUGAUAGGCAAAGAAAAGAGUUUGAGGCACAUGUCCUAUCAUUACGCGAUUCGAAAUCGAUCUCUUAUUUCGACUGCGCCAUCUUCCUCUUUGGUGAAGCUGCGGUCUCGAAGAGAGGUGAUUGAUUGGUUGAACUCCCUAGUUCAAGAUUUAUCUCUUCCCAAGACACCCCAACCAACUGGUCCAUCACAAAAUAAUAAAGAUGCAUAUAUUGACAGCCUUAAGGACAUUCAGUUACAAAGGUUGGGUCAUUUUACCAAAGAAUUUUUGUGGUUGGGAUCUCCAUGGACGUGCAGGAAAAGACGGAACCAUUAUCAGUCCUUUUGCCGUAAUGGAAUUAAAAUCUCAGUUCAUGACUUUGUGUAUGUACUGGCUGAAGAGGAUAAGCGUCUUGUUGCUUACUUGGAAGAUAUGUAUGAGGACUCUAGAGGCAACAGGAUGGUUGUGGUACGAUGGUUUCAUAAAAUUGAUGAGGUUGGUAUUGUUUUGCCUCUCAAUUUUAAUGACAGAGAGAUUUUCUUUUCUCUUUGUCAUCAAGAUCUCAGCAUUGAAUGCAUAGAUGGAUUGGCAACUGUCCUUGGUCCCCAGCAUUUUGAGAAAUUUCUGAAUGAGGCUACACAUACCCAGUUGGAACCAUUUGUUUGCCACAAACAGUUUGAUAAUGAUGAGGUCAAGCCCUUUGACAUAACACAGGUUAAAGGUUACUGGAAACAGGAGAUACUCAGAUAUAUGUACACUUCUACUCUAAUGCCUGAUGUAAGAUCUCAGUCAUCAGAUGAUGUUGGCGUUGAAGGAAACCUCAAUGACGCUUCAGGGAGCAGACCCAACAAGAGGCAUUGCCGGUCAGAAGAUGCUGAUGCAUGCUUGCAAUUGACUAACAAAGAAGAGUCAGUUGAUGCAUCUCGUGCAAAUUUUCAAAAUAUCAGUAACAGUUUGAUUGAUUACAGAAAUGAACCUGAAACAUGCGCUCUAAAAGAUGGCUCCGCUGUCCCUUUUAUACAUAGAAAAGAGGCUAUUAAACAAAAGCUUCCGCAGUUUUUGGCAAUAGGCUCACAAGUUGAAGUGCUCUCUCAGGACAGUGGCAUUAGAGGCUGUUGGCUUAGAGCUUUGAUCAUCAAGAAGCACAGAUGUAAAGUGAAGGUUCGGUAUCAAGAUAUUAUGGAUGCGGCUGAUGAAACUAGCAAUCUGGAGGAAUGGAUUUUAGCAUCUAGGGUUGCAGUUCCUGAUGAGUCGGGUCUUCGGAUUUGUGGGAGGACAACUGUUCGCCCACCACCCCCUGGUUCUAACAAAGGCAGAGUGUCAUGGGCUUUUGAUGUUGGCUCUGUUGUGGAUGCAUGGUGGCAUGAUGGUUGGUGGGAAGGAAUUGUAGUUCAGAAAGAAUCUGAAGACAGGAUCCAUGUUUAUUUCCCAGGAGAAAAGCAAGAAUUAGUCUUUGGUCGCAGUGACUUGAGACAUUCUGAGGAAUGGUAUGAAAACAGUUGGAAGCAUAUGAAGGAGAGGCCAGAUCUUGUGACCUCAAUAUUAUCUGGAAGAGAAUCAGCGCAUGUUGUUAGUAAGUCUUCCGAUGGCAAACUAGCACAAACUGCAAUAUGUGAUAUUGGAUGGUCAAAGAAGGAUGAAGGUGGAUGUGUAAACUCUCAGUUGGACUCAGGAAAUGAUAGAUUAAAAGGCUUGGGAUUCGUUCCAGAUCUUUUGAAGGAUGAUACGCUAUCCCAGUUGAAGUGGAAGACAUCAAGGAAGAGAAGACGGGUGAGUGGAGGCUCUGUUCAGAAGCUACACGUCAAUGUUAAUACCAGUAAAAGCGCCUCAGAAAUUAUGGGAUCUCAUGCUUGUGAUAGAUUUUUUAUUCCCAAAUCCUUGAAAGUUGAUUGUGAGAACUGCAAGUAUGUGGGGGAUUCCAUGUUUAGUUCUUCCGUUGUGCCGCCUCUAACAAACUUGGUUAUGUCUAGGUGACAAGUUGCAGAUAUGGAGUAAUUGCCCUCAAUUAGUUAUGGAAAAUUAAUGUUCAUUCUUAUAUAGUGGCAUUUUCCCUUUUUUUAAGUGCAUCAACUUGAUGCGGCUUUGUUCAUGGUUCAGCACCUGACUAAUCUUGUCCACGAGGGGAACGAUCAUUUGAGGAGUAAUGGCAUCAGCAUCCCAGUGCUUUUCCCCCUUGUAUCAAUAUAUAACACUAGCCUGAGCGUCCGAUGGUGCCAUUUCAAUCAUUGGCGGCAGUUUUGAGUGCAGUAGAAUAACCUUCUAGAGCUCUAAUUUUCUUUUCCCUGUUAUAGGAGUCACAGGCCAGUUUCUCUCACAUUGAGUGCUUGCAGGAAUAUUGCUGCUCAAUGUAAUCUGUAUAUCUCUCUUAUGUUAAUAAGGAAUUUGACUUGGGCCAAAUUUUUUUA
This is a messenger RNA of Vitis riparia (riverbank grape), 2674 nucleotides long. RefSeq lists its product as uncharacterized. Gene Ontology annotation, molecular function: chromatin binding. The transcript has 6 exons. NCBI's taxonomy places the organism in Eukaryota, Viridiplantae, Streptophyta, Magnoliopsida, Vitales, Vitaceae. The coding region runs from base 147 to 2243 and encodes 698 amino acids. The record is from RefSeq and is a predicted model, not a curated record.